Molecule: messenger RNA, 234 nt
Organism: Epithele typhae
Lineage: Eukaryota; Fungi; Basidiomycota; Agaricomycetes; Polyporales; Epitheliaceae
Product: B18 subunit of NADH:ubiquinone oxidoreductase
Exons: 4
Coding region: 1-234 (77 amino acids)
Cellular component (GO): mitochondrion
Source: RefSeq, a predicted model, not a curated record
AUGACUUCCCCGACGACGGCCUCGCAGGCAGAGCUCAAGGCCGCCAAGGUCCCCCUUGGAUGGAGGGAUCAGUGCUCCGCACUCCUCAUCCCCCUCAACGUCUGCCGGAAGGAAAAGUACUACCUCCCAUGGGAGUGCGAGAACGAGAGGCACGUGUACGAGAAGUGCCAAUACGAUGACUACAUGCGCCGUAUGAAGGAGCUUUCGAAACGCAAGCUCGAGGCGGAGGAGUGA